UUAACAACAAACAGCUGAUACGCGCGACCACUUUCUGACCGGCGGGCCGGCCGAACGCAUACACACUACAAAUUAGUUUAAAAAAAGCUUGAUUUCCUUUGGCUGCGCUUGCGUGGAGGCUUUCGUCGCAACGCCGGAUAUGUGGACAUCCAGACAAAUUGUUAAGUCAAUAUGCGGUGAUUAACUGGGGACCUACAUGUGUUUGUGACUGCCAUAGACAAUAGUGCUUGUUUUUGUGUGAUUCUUGGACUUUUGGGACUUCGUCGACUGAAAGUUAAAUAACUUCACAAGAUGCUGCUUUUAAAGAUCGCACCAGUUUUCCUACUUGUGCUCAUCGUGGGAGCUGAAAAGAAAAUUGAACUAGAGGACAUCGAGGAAGAUAAUUUGAAAAGUGAAAAGCAAAACGAAAUAGAGAAAUCUGAUGCGAGAUCGCAAAGUACCAGUUCUUCUUCUGGUCCUGGCUUGCUUCCUUUUGAAUUUUUAAAGAACGGUUUUCUUCGUUAUUUCGAGAGUCCCACUCGUGGUCAGGCUCCUCAACAGCAGCGUUACGUUCAGCAAUAUGCUGUAAGCGAAGCUCCGGAGCGAGCGCCAGUCGUCACCCCAAAAGUACAAUAUGGGCCGCCAGCAACCCAGCAAGCGAUGGUCGGUUACCUGUCGAAUGUUCCGAUGCAGAUAUAUCUGGUUCCACAGUAUUAUAACGAGCAAUCUGAGCAACCAUCUAAUACACAAUCUGCCGUACAAUACGUUAAGCAGGGGCUCACUAAUCCUGCAGCAUAUCCCUCCGCACCUGAAGCAGUACAAACACAAACGAACUAUGUAGAAAUUCCAACAUACGUCACUCCAGCAGGUAAAACCUUUGUUCAGCAGUACACGCCUCCAGUAGCAUAUGUACAGUAUACAGCGCAGCCGACAGUUGCUGCAGCUCAUGCUACAGUUGCUCCUGUGAUCGCUUAUCAGCCAGUCAUGCAGUAUCCCACAGCAAUAGCAGCACCCCCUGUCGUAACGAAGGGUUAUUAUGAAAACGUACAAUACCAAGAUGGAAACACCGUGGAAGAAAUACAAGAGAACGAUGAGGAAAUACAAAAACAGUAUUCCUCACAAGCUGAAAUCCCAUACACGAAGUCACCUGAAUUGCCCAGAUAUUAUAAUUCGCGUGCUCCCAUUCGAGAAGAGUAUAGGCACAGCCCUGUACCAGAAUUGCCGCCUCCAAGUCCUUUACUAAUAAAAGCUCCACCGUCGCAUUUAGCUCACAUUCCCAAAGCAUUACCUAUAUUCAGCAAACCUUUGGUAAAAUCAGCAUUCCCGUCUGGAAGCGGUCAUGGCUACACACAGAGACCAUAUGAUGGGUACAUGCCACAUUAUAAAAGGCGACCAACUUCUUUACUCGAUUCUUAUAUACCUUCUAGUAUUCAAAUUGAAUAUCUUAAGAGAGGUUACACCAAAGAUCCUCUGGUUGCUUACGAGGAGUUAUCCAAUGGUCGCCAUUUCUCUCAUGCUCCUGUAGUUCCAAGACAUUACGAGCGUGGUUUCCUCCCAAACCAGAUGUAUCAAACGGCAGCGGGUGGAGUUACAUACGGACACUAUAAAAGAACACCGAAAGUAGAAAAGGUUACAAAAACAUGAAUGGUUUUCUCAAGUCAAUAUUUAAUAUUAUGUCAUUGGCUUGGAAGCAUUUGUAUGGAGACACUCCAUCUAUGGAAUCUAAUAUGGAGUGUCUUCAUACAAAUGCUUCGCCAAAAACAGGUCAACUUUUUAUCUAUAUGUACGAGUUAUUACUCAGUAUGUGAGAGAAAUUAUAUUGUAAAAUUUAAUUGAAAAAUAAAAACGAUGCAAAUAUAUUUGUAAAAAAAGAAUGCCUAAUAAUUCAUUACGUUAUCUUCAUUAAUUAUUUUGUUUUGUAACUAAAAUAAAGUUGUUUUGGUUUUUAAUUCGUUACAUACAAACAUGUAUAAUUAAAAUAUCAUUUUUUAAUUUAUGAGCAAUAUAUACAUAUGUAUAUUUAUAUCAGAAAAAAUAGUUCCCAAUUUAAAUUUAAAAAAUCGAUAUGAUUUGAGAAUUUUUGUUUUAACGUAAUAAAAAUAUGUGUCAAAUUUAGUCUUGACCUGUUUUUGAUAUUCACAGCUAUGUCUAUAUAGUUUAAGAACCUUGAAUAAUGUAUAAAGAAUGUGUGGACUGUAGCAUAUGUAUAAACCGAACUGAUGUGGCGAGUGUUAAUGGAAUUAAUGAAAAAUAAUUGUUUUUAUAAUUUAAGAUUUAAUAAUGGUAAAUUUUACGUGUAAUUUAAAUUUCACCGAGGCUCAUUAUAUUGUUAAAAAUGUACUAAUUCGUAUGGUCAGUAUUUUACAUAAUUGUUAUUUAUAAUAAAACGUUGUUAAUUAA
Galleria mellonella (greater wax moth) is the source of this 2379-nucleotide messenger RNA. RefSeq lists its product as uncharacterized. The record is from RefSeq and is a predicted model, not a curated record. NCBI's taxonomy places the organism in Eukaryota, Metazoa, Arthropoda, Insecta, Lepidoptera, Pyralidae. The coding region runs from base 292 to 1623 and encodes 443 amino acids. The transcript is spliced from 3 exons.